UCAUGUAUGUCCCUCGUCUGUGGUUUUAAUAGAAACUCGUUUACUCACUAUUGGAAUCUAACCAUAUAUAUACAUUAAAAUAUUAUUGUAAAUAUAGGUUGCUAAAUGUCCCUUCUACGCAAAGGACAGCAAUGGGGUACUUUUGCAUGUGUUUGGCACAUUUUCGAUGCAACUUGGCAAGAUCCAUUUAAAAGUGCACAUUUGAUAAAAAAGUAUCUUAUGGGAUUACAUAAACCUAUAUAUCAUCCUUUGAAUCAGUGUGGUGACCAUGUAAUAGUAAUAAACAGCAAAGAAAUUGCAUUGCGCGGAGACCAUUGGCAGAAACGAGUGUAUUUUCAUCAUACUGGAUACCAUGGUGGUGCUACUUGGACUCUUGCAUGGGAAUUACAUAGUAAAGAUCCUACAAUGAUUAUAAAGAAAGCAAUUUAUUCAGCAAUGGAUGGAACUCUACAAAGAAGAUUUACUAUGCAAAGGUUACACAUUUUUCCUGAUGAUAAUGUCCCCAAAGAAAUGUUAGAAAAUGUAAGCAAUCAAAUUAAACAAUUAAGACCUGUUCCAAAUAGAUUAUAUGAAAUUCCACAAGAAGAAAGAGAUAAAAUCCCAAGGCUUAUACAAUAUCCUUCCGAUUAUCAGCUCAAAUAAAGUUAUAUUUAUAAAUUUAAAAUAAAUUAUUAUAUAAGUUUAAAAA
Frieseomelitta varia is the source of this 688-nucleotide messenger RNA. It is a transcript of the gene mRpL13, whose product is annotated as 39S ribosomal protein L13, mitochondrial. The transcript has 4 exons. NCBI's taxonomy places the organism in Eukaryota, Metazoa, Arthropoda, Insecta, Hymenoptera, Apidae. The record is from RefSeq and is a predicted model, not a curated record. Gene Ontology annotation, cellular component: mitochondrial large ribosomal subunit; ribosome. Gene Ontology annotation, molecular function: mRNA binding; structural constituent of ribosome. Gene Ontology annotation, biological process: negative regulation of translation; translation. Bases 106 to 642 code for a protein of 178 amino acids.